GCGGAGCGAUGCACGCCAUGGGGGCCGCCUGUGCCUUACUGUGUACACCUUCGCUUUAUUCCGCUAGACACAGUGACCGAUUUACCGACCUCAUGACAAACGCCUCGUGAUCUUUCCGUUUUAUCCAACCUCCUUCAACUAAAAACGACAAAUCGAAAUAAGGCCCCGACGUGACUCUUUUCUUCCUAUCGAGCAAAAAAACAACCCGAGAAACUCCCCGAUACUCCCGAUAUUCUCCUGCGAACCGGAACUUUCAGCACAGUUCAUUGUAACAGGUACUCAGUCAAGAUGGUGUUUCUCAACUUGCUGACAUUUGGCCUCUGGGGAAAGCUUGGACGACUUACUCACUACGCCGUUGAUGCGGUUCUCAUCUCGACUAUCCUCGCGGGCAUGAGGCGCUCGACCGGCCUAACCUUCAACACCGAGCGCGUGACUGUCGGCGAGACUAAGGAGGCCAAUAAGUGGAUAGAAAAGUACCUGGGCGUCGGCGAAUGGGUCAUGGAUCAGUCCGUCGCGAUAGCCGGGUCCAGCGGCUGGUUCCAACGGACUCGAUGAGCGGUUAGUACGAGACGGGAGGGUUGGGGAUGACGCGCGAUAUAUCUGUGACUGGAAACCGAUCUCCCAUUAUCAAUCAUAGCGCUUGACUACGAUUCUUGGCGAGACGCCCAUCCAAAAGCCGGUUACACCUCUAUCACCGAUGCAUCACCACCACCCCUCCACCUCGAACUGGACCGUACUCGAUUGGAUUUUCCUUCCCCCUCUUUCACGAACAGGCGUUGUUGUUGUUGGGUCCAUAUAUCCAUUUGAUGAAAGUUUCUUGCUGCUACCACGAUAGAUGAAAGGAAUGAAAUGCUCGCCUCUGCUUGCUUCACUUGGCCACUACUCCAUGCGCAAGCCGACAGUUGUUGCGGCCGCAUUACGCUAUAUAAAAAUAUAAAGCUACAGUCUCAUUUGCGGGCAA
This is a messenger RNA of Daldinia decipiens, 961 nucleotides long. RefSeq names its product DUF1748-domain-containing protein. The transcript has 4 exons. The record is from RefSeq and is a predicted model, not a curated record. The coding region runs from base 289 to 555 and encodes 88 amino acids. NCBI's taxonomy places the organism in Eukaryota, Fungi, Ascomycota, Sordariomycetes, Xylariales, Hypoxylaceae. Gene Ontology annotation, cellular component: cytoplasm.